AUGCUCGAUACAAAAGAAAGUCCUCUCCUCAAUCCAAAAGGUCCUAUGCUCGAUACAAAAGAAAGUCAUGUCCUCAAUCCUAAAGAAGGUCUUAUGCUCGAUACAAAAGAAAGUCAUGUCCUCAAUCCUAAAGAAGGUCCUAUGCUCGAUACAAAAGAAAGUCCUGUCCUCAAUCCUAAUGAAGGUCCUUUUCUCGAUACAAAAGAAAGUCCUGUCCUCAAUCCUAAAGAAGGUCCUAUGCUCGAUACAAAAGAAAGUCCUGUCCUCAAUCCUAAAGAAGGUCCUUUGCUCGAUACAAAAGAAAGUCCUGUCCUCAAUCCUAAAGAAGGUCCUAUGCUCGAUACAAAAGAAAGUCCUGUCCUCAAUCCUAAAGAAGGUCCUAUGCUCGAUACAAAAGAAGGUCCUAUGCUCAAUACAAAAGAAAGUCCUGUCCUCAAUCCUAAAGAAGGUCCUAUGCUCGAUACAAAAGAAAGUCCUGUCCUCAAUCCUAAAGAAGGUCCUAUGCUUGAUACAAAAGAAAGUCCUGUCUUCAAUCCUAAAGAAGGUCCUAUGCUCGAUACAAAAGAAGGUCCUAUGCUCAAUACAAAAGAAGGUCCUAUGCUCGAUACAAAAGAAAGUCCCGUCCUCAAUCCAAAAGAAUUCCUUCGCUUGAUACAAAGUCCUGUACCCAAGCCAUGUUCAUAUCUAUUCUUCAAGGGAAGCUAUGCCUUUCAAUAUCUUCUUUAUUAUUCUUUGACAGCAAAGCAUAGGGCGGGAAACAGAAAAAUGCCUAAAGAAAAAAUUUCAGGUUUCCUUUUCUCAAAACCAUUCCACAAAUACCUGUUAUAUCCUUAA
This is a messenger RNA of Ylistrum balloti, 834 nucleotides long. Its product is annotated as circumsporozoite protein-like. The transcript has a single exon. The record is from RefSeq and is a predicted model, not a curated record. NCBI's taxonomy places the organism in Eukaryota, Metazoa, Mollusca, Bivalvia, Pectinida, Pectinidae. Bases 1 to 834 code for a protein of 277 amino acids.